Molecule: messenger RNA, 1281 nt
Organism: Corylus avellana
Lineage: Eukaryota; Viridiplantae; Streptophyta; Magnoliopsida; Fagales; Betulaceae
Source: the annotation of a RefSeq genome assembly
AUGGAGGAAUUUCAAGGAUAUUUAGAACUAGAUAGAUUUAGGCAACAUGACUUCCUAUACCCACUUAUCUUUCGGGAAUAUAUUUAUGCACUUGCUCAUGAUCAUGGUUUAAAUAGAGUGAUUUUGUUGGAAAAUGUAGCUUAUGAUAAUAAAUCUAGUUUACUUAUUGUAAAACGUUUAAUUACGCGAAUGUAUCAACAGAAUCAUUUGAUGAUUUCCGCUAAUGAUUCUAACCAAAAUAAAUUUUUGGGAUACAACAAGAAUUUGUAUUCUCAAAUGAUAUCAGAAGGGUUUGCAAUCGUUGCGGAAAUCCCAUAUUCUCUACGAUUAAUAUCUUCUUUGGAAGGGGCACAAAUCAUAAGAUCUUACAAUUUACGAUCCAUUCAUUCAAUAUUUCCUUUUUUAGAGGACAAAUUCCCACAUUUAAAUUAUGUGGCAGAUGUACUAAUACCCUACCCCAUCCAUCUAGAAAUCUUGGUUCAAACCCUUCGCUACCGGGUGAAAGAUGCCUCCUCUUUACAUUUAUUGCGGUUCUUUCUUCAUGAGUAUUCUAAUGGUAAUAUUCUUUUUAUUCUAAAUAAAUCUAUUUCUUUUUUUUCAAAAAGUAAUUCAAGAUUAUUAUUAUUCCUAUAUAAUUCUUAUAUAUGUGAAUACGAAUCCCUUUUCCUUUUUCUCCGUAACCAAUCUUCUCAUUUACGAUUAACAUCUUCUGGAGUCCUUUUUGAGCGAAUCUAUUUACAUAGAAAAAUGGAGGAUCUUGCCGAAGUUUUUGUUAAUGAUUUUCGGGGCAUCCUAUGCUUCCUCAAGGAUCCUUUCAUUCAUUAUGUUAGAUAUCAAGGAAAAUCAAUUCUGUCUUCAAAAGAUACGCCUCUUCUGAUGAAUAAAUGGAAAUAUUGCCUUGUCAGUUUAUGGCAAUGUCAUUUUUAUGUAUGGUCUCACCCAGGAAGGAUCUAUAUAAACCAAUUAUCCAAGCAUUCCCUCGACUUUUUGGGUUAUUUUUCAAGUGUGCCACUAAAUCCUUCAAUGGUGCCGAGUCAAAUGCUAGAAAAUUCAUUUGUAAUAAAUAAUGCUCCUAAGAAACUCGAUACAAUAGUUCCAAUUAUUCCUCUGAUUGAAUCAUUGGCUAAAGCGAAAUUUUGUAACGCAUUAGGGCAUCCCAUUAGUAAGCCGACUUGGGCCGAUUUAUCGGAUUUUGAUAUUAUAAAUCGAUUUGUGCGUAUAUGCACAAAUCUUUCUCAUUAUUACAGCGGAUCCUCAAAAAAAAGGGUAUGUAUCGAAUAA